AUGGGCAACGAGGCGAGCCUGGAAGGGGAAGGGCUCCCCGAAGGGCUGGCGGCCGCGGCCGGAGGAGGGACUGGCGGGGCGGGGAGCCCCUCGCACACCGCGCUCCCGGCCGGCAUGGAGGCGGAUCUGAGCCAGCUGAGCGAAGAGGAGAGGAGACAGAUCGCCGCUGUCAUGUCAAGGGCGCAGGGGCUGCCCAAGGGAAGCGUUCCCUCGGCCACUGCGGAGCCGUCUUCCUCGCACAGGAAACCAGAGUUGGAUAGUAGUCAUCCUCCAAAACAACCUGGAAAACCACCAGACCCUGGGCGUCCAACUCAGCCUGGUCUCAGUAAAAGUAGAACUACAGACACUUUCAGGUCAGAGCAAAAAUUGCCUGGAAGGAGUCCUUCCACUAUUAGCUUGAAAGAAUCGAAGUCUAGAACUGAUUUUAAGGAAGAGCACAAAUCUAGUAUGAUGCCUGGUUUCUUCUCUGAGGUUAACCCUUUAAGCGCUGUCUCUUCUGUUGUAAAUAAAUUCAAUCCUUUUGAUUUGAUAUCAGACUCUGAUGCAUCCCAGGAAGAAACCGCCAAGAAACAAAAAGUGGCUCAGAAGGAACAAGGAAAAUCUGAAGGGAUCACAAAACCCCCAUCACAACAGUCACCCAAGUCAGUUCCUAAGCCGCAAGGACCUGUGAGGGCCGCGCCUCAGCGGGAAGGCUCGCCCAAAUCACUAUCUUCUCAACAACCAGAAAAAACUAAAUCACAACCUCCAGGCACAGGAAAGCCAAUUCAGGGCCUCACCCCGUCUCCUCAGACAGACCAGGCAAAAUUGUCACUUCAAAGGGAUACGGCUAGGCCUCAAAGUAAACAGUCAGACACAGUAAAGGGAGAAUCAAUUAAACCCUCACUACAAAGCCCUUCCAAACCACCUAUUCAGCAAGCAAGUCCUGGAAAAGUUGCAGCUCAGCAGCCUGGACCUGAAAAACUUUCUACACAACAACCUGGGCCUACAAAGCCCCCAGCUCAGCAGCCAGGACCAAUGAAGCCCCUAGCUCAACAGCCAAGUACAGCAAAGCCCCCACCUCAGCAGCUGGCAACCAAGCCCCCAGCCCAACCACCAGGGAUAACAAAGCCUACAGCUCAGCAGCCUGCACCAAAGUCUCCAGCUCAGCCUGUUGGACCUGCAAAACCUCAAGCUCAACAGACUGGGUCAGAGAGACCUCCAUCUCAGCAACCUGGGCCAAACUCUCUAACUCAGCCUGCUGGGCCUGCUAAGGCUUCAGCACAGCAACCUGGGCCAGGAAAGACUCCAGUUCAACAGCCUGCCCCUGUAAAACCCUCAGCUCAACAGACUAGCCCAGCAAAGCCCUCACCUCAACUGCACGGUACAGCAAAACCCUCAGCUCAACAGCCUGCCCCAGCAAAACCCUCAGCUCAACAGCCUGCCCCAGCAAAACCCUCAGCUCAACAGCCUGCCCCAGCAAAACCCUCAGCUCAACAGCCUGCCCCAGCAAAACCCUCAGCUCAACAGCCUGCCCCAGCAAAACCCUCAGCUCAACAGCCUGCCCCAGCAAAACCCUCAGCUCAACAGCCUGCCCCAGCAAAACCCUCAGCUCAACAGCCUGCCCCAGCAAAGCCUUCAGCUCAGCAGCCUGCCCCAGCAAAGCCUUCAGCUAAGCAGCCUGCCCCAGCAAAGCCUUCAGCUCAACAGCCUGCCCCAGGAAAGCCUUCAGCUCAACAGCCUAUCCCAGCAAAGCCUUCAGUUCAGCAAUCUACAAAACCAAUAAGCCAAACCGGAGCUAGGAGAUCUCUGCAGCCCUCAACUUCUCCAUCUGCAGCACAUACUCCAGUACAAGGCCUCCCCAAAACCAUCUGUCCUCUUUGCAAUACCACUGAACUUCUGUUGCAUGUUCCAGAAAAGGCCAACUUUAACACAUGCACAGAGUGUCAAACCACUGUCUGCAGUCUCUGUGGUUUUAAUCCCAAUCCUCAUUUAACUGAGAUAAAAGAGUGGCUCUGUUUAAACUGUCAGAUGCAAAGAGCUCUAGGAGGCGAACUGGCUCCAGUUUCUUUAUCACCUCAGCCUAAACCCAAGACUGUUCCUUUUAGUCCUGCGUCAGCAGCAAGCAAGCCUUCUCCACAGUCGCAGCCAGCGUCUCCAAAAAAGGAUACUGCACCCAAACAGGAUAUCUCAAAGACACCUGAGUCUAAAAAGCCCCCACCAUUAGUGAAACAGCCCACUCUCCACGGUUCUCCCCCAGUCCCAGCCAAGCCAGCCCCUCCCAAAGAGCCUUCUGUCCCAUCUGAGCAGGCCAAGUUCCCCGCGACUGAAGAUAAACCAAAGCAGCCCAAGACGGUAAAGUCAGCUCCAGAGACUGUGCCCUCAUCGUCAGCAGCCACAAAACCUGAUAUUCCAAGCUCCAAAGUACAAACCCAGGAUCAAGAGAAAACAAUCCCUCCUCUAAAAACAGAUGCUGCCAAACCCUCCCAAAGUUUUCCACCAACAGGUGAGAAAGUCACCCCAUUGGAUUCUAAAGUUAUACCUCGACCAGCAUCAGAUUCAAAAAUUAUUUCACACCCUGGGCCCACUUCAGAGAGCAAAGGUCAAAAACAAGGGGACCCAGUUCAAAAGAAGGAGGAGCCUAAGAAAGCACAAACCAAAAUGAGUCCUAAGCCAGAUGCCAAGCCAAUGCCAAAAGGGUCGCCGACACCUUCAGGCCCACGACCAACCACUGGCCAAGCUGCUCCUGUGUCUCCACAGCCCUCAAAGCCUCAGGAACAGCCCAGACGUUUCAGUCUGAACCUGGGAAGUAUUACCGAUGCCCCUAAAUCACAGCCAACAACUCCUCAAGAAUCUGUGACUGGAAAACUUUUUGGGUUUGGCGCAUCAAUCUUCAGUCAGGCAUCAAAUCUAAUCUCCACAGCUGGCCAGCCUGCAUCUCAUUCACAAAGUGUGUCAGGGGCCCCCACCAAACAAGUCCCACCUCCUUCACAGCCACCUAUGUCUCAGGGGCCCCCCAAAUCCAUGGGCACGGGUCAGGCGCCACCGGUACCUGCAAAAGUGACACCUGUGAAAAGGGAAACAAAAGCUCCUGUGGCUGGAAAAUUAGAGUCCAAAGCCGAACAAGCUCCAACAAUAAAAAGAACAGAAAUAGAAAAGAAGCCUCCACCUGUUAAGGAUAGCAAACCUGCACCAGCUGAGCCUCAAAAACCUGUCCUUCCCAAAAUGGAGAAAACCCCCAAACCAGACUCAGCCUGUCCACUCUGCAAAACUGAACUCAACGUGGGUUCAAAGGCUCCUCCUAACUUCAGUACCUGCACGGAAUGCAAGAAGCAAGUGUGUAAUCUCUGUGGAUUUAACCCUACACCACACUUGACUGAGAUUCAAGAAUGGCUUUGUUUAAAUUGCCAAACCCAGAGAGCAAUGUCAGGACAACUUGGAGACAUAGGCAAAAUGCUACCUACACAGUUAGGGCCAAAAGUAUCUCCUGUGCCUGUCCCUUCGGAACAGCCAUCUCAGAAACCAGCAUCUCCUGCCCAAGUGAAAGUGAAGAAGAAGGAGCAAGAAGUAAAAGCUGAAGCUGAAAAAAUCACUCCAGAAAAAGUAAAAGAAUCAACUUCAACUGAAAAAUUUCCUCCCAAGGAACCUACAGAUCAAAAAGAAGAAGAAAGUAUACUAGAGAAAGACAAAACUUUAGGCCCUCAAGUAAAAAAGCCACCCCUUGAAGAUAAAAUGCCACUCCCAGAAGAAGGAAAACCAGCGCCUGAAGACAAAAAGUCACUUCUAGAAGAAAAACAGCCACUCCUUGAAGAAAAAAAGCCAACCCCUAAGGACAAAACAUUACUUCCUGAAGACAAGAAGUCACCCCCUGAACAAAAGGGGGAUCAGAAAGAAGACUUGCUAAAAACUCAGGUACAAACUGUUGAAGAAAAGCCCAAAGAAAAAGUGACUGCAAAGGCAGUGGAAGAAGAGACGCAACCUCCAACCAAGAUGGAAGAUGAACCCCCUCGCCUGCCUCAGAGCUUGCCUAAGGAAGAUGAGACGGCUCAAAAGAUCAAAGAGCAGUCACAGGCAGUGUGCACAGCAAAGCCCGAUCUGGUGGAACCUGGCAGAGAAAAAGCAGAAAAGGAAGAUGACAAAUCAGACACCUCAAGUUCUCAACAGCCGAAAAGUCCGCAAGGUCUGAGUGACACAGGAUAUUCUUCCGAUGGAAUAUCAAGCUCAUUAGGUGAAAUUCCGAGUCUUAUUCCAAGUGAUGAAAAGGAUUUACUCAAGGGACUCAAAAAGGACUCUUUUUCACAAGAAAGCAGUCCUUCAAGCCCCUCAGAUUUGGCUAAGUUAGAAAGUACAGUUCUGUCCAUUUUGGAAGCUCAGGCAAGUACACUUGUUGAUGAAAAGUCAAAAACAAAACCACAAGCCCAUGAGGUUCUUCCUGAGCAGUCUAAGGAACAGCAGAAAACCCAGGAUUUAUCUGAAACACUGAAAACUACAGUUUCAGAAAAGGAACUCAAACAGGGUCAAGAAGAAAAGGACACUUUAAAAAAAGAUAGCCAACAAGAUGUUCCUUCCAAAAAGGAUCAUAAAGAAAAGUCUGAGUGUGUUGAUGACAUAGCUACAAGAAGACAACCUUAUGAUUCAGUUGAAGAGAGUAGUGAAAGUGAAAACUCGCCUGUUCCGCAAAGGAAACGAAGAACCAGUGUUGGUUCAUCAAGCAGUGAUGAGUAUAAACAAGAUAGUCAAGGGUCAGGUGAAGAGGAAGACUUUAUUCGAAAACAGAUCAUAGAAAUGAGUGCUGAUGAGGAUGCUUCAGGUUCUGAAGAUGAUGAGUUCAUCAGGAACCAGCUCAAAGAGAUAAGUAGUAGUAUUGAGAGCCAAAAGAAGGAAGAAACAAAGGGAAAAGGGAAAGUAACACCAGGGAAACACAAGCGCCUGACUCGAAAAAGUAGUGCAAGCUUUGAAGAUGAUGCUGGGAGACGCCAUUCAUGGCAUGAUGAAGAUGACGAGACUUUUGAUGAAAGUCCUGAACUUAAGUACCGAGAAACUAAAAGUCAAGAGAGUGAAGAACUUGUAGUUACUGGAGGAGGUCUACGUCGUUUCAAAACGAUUGAACUCAACAGCACGAUAGCUGACAAAUACUCUGCAGAAUCAUCACAGAAAAAAGCAGUUUUGUAUUUUGAUGAGGAGCCAGAAUUAGAAAUGGAAAGCCUGACAGACUCUCCAGAAGAUAGGUCAAGGGGGGAAGGAUCUUCUAGUCUUCAUGCUUCCAGCUUUACUCCUGGCACAUCCCCUACAUCAGUGUCAUCACUUGAUGAGGACAGUGACAGUAGCCCAAGUCACAAAAAAGGGGAGAGCAAACAGCAACGCAAAGCUCGGCACAGAUCACACGGCCCUCUUUUACCUACUAUUGAAGAUUCUUCUGAGGAAGAGGAAUUGAGAGAGGAAGAAGAAUUAUUAAAGGAGCAAGAAAAGCAACGGGAAUUAGAACAGCAGCAAAGAAAAAGUUCUAGUAAAAAAUCCAAGAAAGACAAAGAUGAACUUCGAGCUCAGAGAAGGAGAGAAAGGCCAAAGACACCACCCAGCAAUCUCUCUCCCAUUGAAGAUGCAUCUCCAACAGAAGAAUUACGUCAGGCUGCAGAAAUGGAGGAGCUCCAUCGAUCUUCUUGUUCUGAAUACUCACCUAGCAUAGAAUCAGACCCAGAGGGUUUUGAAAUAAGCCCUGAAAAAAUAAUAGAAGUGCAGAAAGUUUACAAAUUGCCUACAGCUGUGUCCUUAUACUCACCGACAGAUGAGCAAUCUAUUAUGCAGAGAGAAGGUGCUCCAAAGACAUUAAAAAGUGCUGAGGAGAUGUAUGAAGAAAUGAUGCAUAAAACCCUUAAAUAUAAAGCUUUUCCUGGUGCAAAUGAGCGAGAGGAAAUGUUUGAAAAGGAACCUUUGUAUGGAGGGAUGUUAAUAGAGGAUUAUAUUUAUGAAUCUUUAGUAGAGGACACAUACAAUGGCUCCAUAGAUUCCAGUCUCUUAACAAGACAUGAAGAUGAAAAUGGAUUUAUGCAGCAGAGAGGGAGAGACCAAAAAAUAGGACUUCCAGAACAGAUUUAUGAAGAUCCUAUGCAGAAAAUUACAGACCUCCAGAAAGAGUUUUAUGAGUUAGAAAGUUUACACUCUGUUGUUCCUCAAGAAGACAUUGUUUCAAGCUCUUACAUCAUGCCAGAAAGUCAUGAGAUAGUGGAUCUGGGCAGUAUGGUAACAUCUGCCAGUGAAGAAAAAAAAUUAUUAGAUGCUGAUGCAGCCUAUGAAGAACUCAUGAAGAGGCAACAGAUGCAGUUAACAUCUGGAUCCAGUGCAGCCCAGCCCCACACCAGUGAGGAUAUGACAGAUUCCACUAUGGACUUUGAUAGGAUGCCUGAUGCAUCUAUGACAUCAAGUAUUCUUUCAGGAGCAUCUCUUACAGAUUCAACCAGCAGUGCAACACUCUCUAUCCCAGAUGUUAAAAUAACACAACAUUUUUCAACAGAAGAAAUUGAGGAUGAAUAUUUAACUGAUUAUACAAGAGAAAUUCAAGAGAUAAUUGCCCAUGAAUCGCUAAUUUUGACCUACUCUGAGCCUUCAGAAAGUGCUACUUCUGUCCCUCCCUCUGACACACCUUCUCUCACAUCAUCUGUUUCUUCAGUUUGUACCACAGAUAGCUCCUCACCCAUUACUACCCUGGAUAGCAUAACCACAAUUUAUACAGAGCCAGUGGACAUAGUAACUAAAUUUGAAGAUUCUGAGGAAAUUUCUUCAUCAACAUAUUUUCCAGGAAGCAUUAUAGACUACCCAGAAGAAAUAGGUGUAUCUUUAGAUCAGGAUACCAUGCCAGAUGGUAGAACUAGUGCUGAUCAUAUUGUAAUUUCCUUAUCUGAUGUGACACCUUCUGUCAUGGAAUCUGGAGGAACUAAACCUGAGGGGAUAAUUGCUGACACUAUUUCCACGGACUUAGCUAUAUCUGAAAAAGAUAUAGUGAAGAAAGUCAAGAAGGAAACUGGGAAUGGAAUUAUUCUGGAAGUUUUAGAAGCUUACAGAGAUAAAAGGGAGGAGUCUGAGGAUGAACUAACAAAAACUAGCUUACCUGAUACUGUGUUUGAUCAACCACCUUCUGCAACAGCCCUUCCAGUGAAGGAGCAGGUUUCAGCCACAUGCUUUGUAUCUGGAGAGGUCUUUGGUCACACAAAACUUGCCUCUCAGUUACCAUCUGGAAGUCCUUCUGUUUCCUCUCGUCCAACUAAAACUCGACCAUUCUUUCGAAGCUCCUCUAUGGACAUAUCAGCCCAACCUCCUCCCCCUCCCCCUCCUCCACCUCCCCCUCCCCCUCCUCCUCCUCCUCCUCCUCCCCCCCCACUUCCUCCACCAACCUCACCUAAACCAACUAUUCAUCCUAAAAAAAAGUUAACAGUUACAGCUCCAGUGACUAUAACUACUACAGCUACACCUGUCCUUGAGGCCUUUCCCGCUGUAGAGACCACAGCUAUUCCAAGGAGUAACGGGAUACCUGUAUCAAAAAUAUGUACAGCUGCACCUCCUCCUGUUCCUCCUAAGCCAUCUUCAAUUCCAUCUGGACUUGUAUUUACACAUAGACCUGAGCCAAGCAAACCACCAAUUGCCCCUAAGCCAGUAAUUCCUCAGCUUCCAGUAACGACACAAAAACCAACAGAUACACAUCCCAAACCAAUAGGUCUGCCUUUAACCUCAAAUAUGACAUUAAAUUUGGUGACGUCAACAGAUUAUAAAUUGCCAUCUCCUACCUCCCCACUUUCUCCUCAUUCCAACAAGUCCUCACCAAGAUAUUCCAAAUCCCUCAUGGAAACUUAUGUGGUGAUCACAUUGCCAUCUGAACCUGGAACUCCAACAGAUUCUUCAGCUAGUCAAGCAAUUACCAGCUGGCCCCUGGGCUCACCACCUAAAGAUCUGAUUUCCAUUGAACCAGUUUUUUCUGUAGUUCCUCCUAUGACAGCUGCAGAAAUUUCGGGUUCUUCAGAACAGAGCCUAUACUUCUCGGGAGCUUUGGAGACAUAUUCUGCUAUUCCUGUCACAACACUAUCUUCAUUUCAAACAGCCUCAGCUUCAGUUACACAGUUUCUGACAACUGAAGCUUCCAAGGCUGAGGUUUCAGCAGCCAGAAGUACAGUUCCUUCUGUUGGGCUCAGCAGUGUCUCUAUAGAGAUUCCUCCAGAACAUCUUGCUUUAGGUAACCUCCAUUUAGAGAAACAUGAGUAUAAGGAAAAUGGAAAGUUGCAUCUAGUUGGUGAUGCCAUUGAUUUACGUACAGUACCAAAAGUAGAAGUUGAAGUAACUGAAAAGGGUGUGGAUCUUUCUGCUUCUGCAAUGGAUAUGAAAAGGCAGACCAUAACAAGUGAAAUCUAUGGGAGACAAAUUAGUGCUGUCCAGCCCUCUAUUAUAAAUCUCAGUGCAACUUCUUCAGUGACCACACCAAUAUCCCUGGUCACCGAGACAGUGACUGUUGUCACAUGCACAGCUAGUACUAGUUACACCACAGGCACAGAAAGCUUAGUAGGUAUAGAACAUGCAGUGACUGCACCACUCCAGCUUACUACAUCAAAGCUGACUGAAGUCCCAUACAGGAUUCCAAGUGGCCAGACCUUUCCUACAGUUAGGGAAGAAGUACCAAUAAACUUAUCUUUAGGCAGUUCAGCACCUGCAGUGACAUUGGCUACUACAAAACCUGUCACUGUGCCGCCUGUUGGUGUCACAAAUGGAUGGACUGACAGUACCACAUCCCAGGGGAUUGCUGAUGGGGAAGUAGUGGAUCUCAGUACAACAAAGUCUCAUAGAACUGUUGUAACAAUGGAUGAAUCUACUUCAAGUGUGGUGACCAAAAUAAUAGAAGAUGAUGAAAAACCUGUUGAUCUAACUGCAGGAAGAAGAGCUGUGUGCUGUGAUGUGGUUUAUAAGUUACCUUUUGGAAAGAGCUGCACAGCACAGCAGCCUGCAACUACUCUUCCUGAGGAUCGUUUUGGUUAUAGGGAUGACCACUAUCAAUAUGAUCGAACGGGGCCAUAUGGUUAUAGAGGUAUUGGGGGAAUGAAACCUUCUAUGUCUGACACUAAUUUAGCAGAAGCUGGACAUUUUUUCUAUAAAAGUAAGAAUGCUUUUGAUUAUUCUGGAGGAGCUGAUGCAGCGGUAGAUCUGACUUCAGGGAAAAUUACUACAGGUGAGGUAAUGGAUUACUCAAGCAAGACUACAGGUCCAUAUCCAGAAACACGACACGUCAUUUCAGGAGUUGGGAUUAGUACCCCACAAUAUUCCACAGCAAGAAUGACUCCACCUCCAGGAUCACAGUAUGGCACGGGGAGUGUUUUGAAGACAUCCAAUGGUGUUGUCUAUUCUUCGGUGGCAACUCCAGUCCCCUCCACAUUUGCUAUCACCACACAACCUGGCUCCAUUUUUAGCACCACUGUAAGAGAUUUGUCUGGUGUACACACAACUGAUGCUGUGACUUCGUUAUCUGUCCUGCACCAGAGCCAGCCAAUGCCUAGAUCAUAUUUCCUAACAACAGGUGCAUCUGAAACAGACAUUGCAGUAACUGGUAUUGAUAUCAGUGCCAGCAUGCCAACUAUUACUAUGGAAACUCUUGCUGCUGAGACAGUAGAUUCAAUUCCCACUUUAACCACAGCAUCUGAAGUGUUUUCUGAAGGGGUUGGAGAUGACAGUACUCUCUUAAUUGUCCCUGAAGAUGAUAAACAACAGCAGCAGCUAGACCUGGAGCGUGAGCUCUUAGAACUGGAAAAAAUUAAGCAACAACGUUUUGCUGAGGAAUUGGAGUGGGAACGUCAGGAAAUCCAAAGGUUCCGAGAACAGGAAAAGAUCAUGGUUCAGAAAAAACUGGAGGAGCUGCAGUCUAUGAAGCAGCACCUCCUCUACCAGCAAGAAGAAGAAAGGCAAGCCCAGUUCAUGAUGAGGCAGGAGACAUUAGCUCAGCAACAGUUACAGCUGGAGCAGAUCCAACAACUCCAGCAACAGCUUCAUCAGCAGCUAGAGGAGCAAAAGAUUCGCCAGAUCUACCAAUAUAAUUAUGACCCUUCUGGAACUGCUUCUCCACAGACCACUACAGAGCAGGCAAUUUUGGAAGGUCAAUAUGCAGCCUCAGAGGGUGGUCAGUUUUGGGCAGCUGAAGAUGCAACCACCACUGCUUCAGCUGUUGUGGCAAUUGAAAUACCACAAAGCCAAGGAUGGUACACAGUUCAGUCUGAUGGUGUCACUCAGUAUAUUGCCCCACCUGGCAUCCUGAGUACUGUUUCAGAAAUACCUCUAACAGAUGUUGUGGUAAAAGAUGAAAAACAACCCAAAAAGAGAAGUUCUGGAGCUAAAGUUCAUGGACAGUAUGAAGAGAUGGGGGAAAAUAUGGCAGAUGAUCCCCGUGGUUUUAAAAAGAUCGUGGACAGUGGUGUACAAACUGAUGAUGAAGAUGCAGCAGAUCGGACUUAUGUGAGUAGGAGAAGGAGAACGAAAAAGAGUGUUGAUACAAGUGUCCAAACUGAUGAUGAAGAUCAGGAUGAAUGGGAUAUGCCUACUAGAUCAAGAAGAAAGGCUCGUGUAGGGAAAUAUGGUGACGGCACUACAGAGGCUGACAAGACCAAACCCCUUUCCAAAGUCUCCAGUAUAGCAGUUCAAACAGUAGCAGAGAUAUCUGUGCAAACCGAACCCGUUGGAACCAUAAGAACACCUUCGAUUCGGGCACGCGUGGAUGCCAAGGUAGAAAUAAUUAAACACAUUUCAGCACCUGAAAAGACCUACAAAGGGGGGAGUUUAGGCUGUCAAACAGAAGCAGAUUCAGACACACAAAGUCCUCAAUAUCUGAGUGCCACAUCUUCACCCAAAGACAAGAAACGCCCAACACCUUUAGAGAUUGGUUAUUCAUCUCACCUUCGGGCAGAUUCCACACUACAGCUGGCUCCUUCCCCACCCAAAUCUCCAAAAGUCCUUUAUUCACCCAUCUCACCACUUUCACCAGGCAAAGCCUUAGAAUCAGCCUUUGUACCUUAUGAAAAGCCCCUCCCUGAUGACAUAAGUCCACAGAAAGCAUUGCAUCCAGAUAUGGCUAAAGCUCCCCCAGCAAGUCCUAAGACAGCCAAGAUGAUGCAGCGUUCUAUGUCUGACCCCAAGCCUCUGAGUCCAACAGCAGACGAAAGUUCCAGGGCUCCUUUCCAAUAUACCGAGGGCUACACGACGAAAGGUUCUCAAACCAUGACACCAUCUGGCACCCAGAAAAAAGUUAAAAGAACUCUGCCAAACCCCCCUCCCGAGGAGACCUCCACAGGAACUCAGUCUACUUACAGCACACUGGGCACAGUUUCCAGGAGAAGGAUCUGCAGAACAAACACGAUGGCACGAGCCAAGAUUCUCCAGGAUAUAGACAGAGAGCUUGAUCUUGUGGAGAGGGAAUCUGCAAAACUUAGAAAGAAACAAGCUGAACUUGAUGAGGAAGAAAAGGAAAUUGAUGCCAAGUUACGGUACCUGGAAAUGGGAAUUAACAGGAGAAAAGAGGCAUUAUUAAAGGAGAGAGAAAAGAGAGAGCGAGCCUAUCUCCAGGGAGUAGCUGAGGAUCGGGAUUAUAUGUCUGACAGUGAGGUGAGCAGCACCAGGCCCACCCGAAUAGAAAGUCAGCAUGGCAUAGAGAGACCAAGGACUGCUCCUCAGACUGAAUUUAGCCAGUUCAUACCGCCACAAACCCAAACAGAAUCUCAGCUAGUUCCUCCUACAAGUCCUUAUACGCAAUACCAAUAUACUUCCCCUGCACUUCCCACUCAAGCACCUACCCCAUACACUCAACAGUCCCAUUUUCAGCAACAAACUUUAUACCAUCAGCAAGUUUCACCUUAUCAGACUCAGCCAACAUUCCAAGCUGUGGCAACAAUGUCCUUUACACCUCAAGCUCAACCUACACCAACUCCACAACCUUCUUAUCAGUUACCAUCUCAGAUGAUGGUGAUACAACAAAAGCCACGGCAAACUACACUGUAUUUGGAGCCCAAGAUAACUUCCAACUAUGAGGUUAUUCGCAACCAACCUCUGAUGAUAGCACCUGUUUCCACUGACAACACAUAUGCUGUUUCCCACCUUGGUAGUAAGUACAACAGCUUAGACUUGAGAAUCGGAUUGGAGGAAAGAAGUAGCAUGGCAAGCAGUCCAAUAUCAAGCAUAUCUGCAGAUUCUUUCUAUGCAGAUAUUGACCACCAUACGUCUCGAAAUUAUGUCUUAAUUGAUGACAUUGGAGAGAUUACCAAAGGAACAGCAGCAUUAGGCACUGCAUUCACUCUUCAUGAAAAGGAUAUAUCAAAAACAGACCGUCUCCUUCGAACCACUGAGACACGAAGGUCUCAAGAAGUGACAGAUUUCCUAGCACCUUUACAGACCUCCUCCAGAUUGCAUAGUUAUGUGAAAGCAGAGGAAGACCCAAUGGAGGAUCCUUAUGAGUUAAAGCUUCUGAAACAUCAGAUUAAACAAGAAUUCCGUAGAGGAGCAGAGAGCUUAGAUCACCUUGCUGGUCUUUCCCACUACUACCAUGCUGAUACUGGCUAUAGACAUUUCCCCAAAUCUGAAAAGUAUAGCAUUAGUAGACUCACACUUGAAAAACAAGCAGCAAAGCAACUACCAGCAGCUAUACUUUAUCAAAAGCAGUCAAAGCAUAAGAAGUCAUUAAUUGACCCUAAAAUGUCAAAAUUCUCACCUAUUCAAGAAAGUAGAGACCUUGAACCUGAUUAUUCAAGCUAUAUGACUUCUAGCACUUCAUCUAUUGGUGGCAUUUCUUCCAGAGCAAGGCUUCUUCAAGAUGAUAUAACUUUUGGCCUCAGAAAAAAUAUUACAGACCAACAAAAAUUUAUGGGGUCAUCUCUUGGCUCAGGACUAGGUACAUUAGGAAAUACCCUACGGUCUGCUCUGCAGGAUGAAGCAGAUAAGCCAUACAGUAGUGGUAGCAGGUCUAGACCUUCUUCUAGACCUUCCUCUGUCUACGGGCUUGAUUUAUCAAUUAAAAGAGAUUCUUCCAGCUCUUCCCUAAGACUGAAAGCUCAAGAAGCUGAAGCGCUAGAUGUUUCCUUUAGUCAUGCAUCAUCCUCUGGCAGAACUAAACCUACCAGUUUGCCAAUUAGCCAGAGUAGAGGAAGGAUACCAAUUGUGGCCCAGAAUUCUGAAGAAGAAAGUCCACUCAGUCCUGUAGGCCAGCCAAUGGGAAUGGCUAGGGCUGCAGCUGGACCCCUGCCACCAAUAUCUGCAGACACCAGGGAUCAGUUUGGAUCAAGUCACUCAUUGCCUGAAGUUCAACAACAUAUGAGAGAAGAAUCACGGACUCGAGGCUAUGAUCGUGACAUAGCAUUCAUCAUGGAUGACUUCCAGCAUGCUAUGUCAGACAGCGAAGCCUAUCACCUGCGUCGUGAAGAAACUGACUGGUUUGACAAACCCAGAGAGUCUCGUUUGGAAAAUGGACAUGGUCUAGACCGAAAAUUGCCAGAACGAUUGGUCCACUCUAGACCUCUUAGUCAACAUCAAGAGCAAAUAAUACAGAUGAACGGGAAGACUAUACACUACAUCUUUCCUCACGCAAGAAUAAAAAUAGUAAGGGACUCUAAGGAUCACACAGUUUCAGGUAAUGGAUUAGGAAUUAGAAUUGUGGGUGGUAAAGAUCCUGGACAUGGUGGAGAAAUUGGAGCCUAUAUUGCCAAGAUUCUUCCUGGGGGAAGUGCAGAACAGACAGGGAAACUUAUGGAAGGGAUGCAAGUAUUGGAAUGGAAUGGAGUUCCUUUAACUUCUAAAACAUAUGAAGAAGUGCAGAGUAUCAUUAGUCAGCAAAGUGGGGAAGCAGAAAUAUGUGUAAGACUGGACCUCAACAUGCUAUCAGAUUCUGAAAAUCCACAGCAUCUGGAACUUCAUGAACCACCAAAAGCUGUGGAUAAAGCAAAAUCCCCAGGGGUGGAUCCAAAGCAGUUGGCAGCAGAGCUCCAGAAGGUUUCUCUCCAGCAGUCGCCACUGGUUCUGUCAUCAGUGGUUGAAAAAGGAUCUCACGUUCAUUCAGGUCCUACUUCAGCAGGAUCCAGUUCUGUUCCCAGCCCCGGGCAACCUGGGUCACCCUCCGUGAGCAAAAAGAAGCAUGGCAGCGGCAAGUCUACUGAUGCAACAAAGAUUGUCUCUCAUCCAAUUACGGGAGAAAUUCAGCUUCAAAUCAACUAUGAUCUUGGAAAUCUCAUAAUACACAUUCUCCAAGCAAGAAACCUUGUCCCUCGAGACAACAAUGGUUAUUCUGACCCUUUUGUUAAAGUAUACCUUCUUCCUGGGCGAGGUGCUGAGUACAAGAGAAGAACUAAGUAUGUUCAGAAAAGCCUUAACCCCGAGUGGAAUCAAACAGUAAUUUAUAAAAGUAUCUCCAUGGAACAGCUCAAGAAGAAAACACUGGAGGUGACAGUCUGGGAUUAUGAUAGAUUUUCUUCUAAUGACUUCCUUGGUGAGGUAUUGAUUGAUUUAUCUAGCACAUCUCACCUCGAUAACACUCCUAGGUGGUAUCCUCUCAAAGAACAGACUGAAAGCAUUGAUCAUGGGAAGUCACAUUCCAGUCAGAGCAGCCAACAGUCCCCAAAGCCAUCCGUCAUCAAAAGCAGAAGCCAUGGUAUCUUCCCUGACCCAUCCAAGGACAUGCAGGUUCCCACCAUUGAGAAAUCCCACAGCAGUCCCGGGAGCUCGAAAUCCUCCUCUGAAGGCCACCUCCGCUCUCAUGGACCGUCUCGCAGUCAAAGCAAAACCAGCGUCACUCAGACCCACUUGGAAGAUGCAGGGGCUGCAAUCGCAGCUGCAGAAGCCGCCGUGCAACAGCUCCGCCUGCAACCAACAAAGCCCACCAAUCACCGGCCUGCAGAAAGCUCCGUGUCCACAGGCUCCUCUGGUAGCAGCUUUGGCAGUGGGUAUAGCGUGGACAGUGAAGGAAGCAGCAGCACUGCAGGGGAGACUAAUCUAUUUCCUAUUCCAAGGAUAGGGAAGAUGGGGCAGAAUGGGCAAGAUCCUGUAAAACAGCCUGGAGUAGGAGCAGGACUAGCAGACUCUGAAGUUAAAACUCAGGUAAUGGGAGAAAUCAAGAUUGCAUUAAAGAAGGAGAUGAAGACAGAUGGUGAACAACUCAUAGUUGAAAUUCUCCAAUGCAGAAAUAUCACCUACAAAUUUAAAUCUCCUGAUCACCUACCAGAUUUAUAUGUAAAAAUAUAUGUGAUGAACAUCUCUAGCCAAAAAAAAGUGAUCAAGAAAAAAACAAGAGUAUGUAGACAUGAUCGAGAACCUUCUUUCAAUGAAACUUUUAGAUUCAGCCUAAGUCCUGCUGGACAUUCUCUUCAGAUUUUACUUUUCUCCAAUGGAGGAAAGUUUAUGAAAAAGACCUUGAUUGGUGAGGCUUGUAUCUGGCUUGACAAAGUGGAUCUGAGAAAAAGAAUAGUCAACUGGCACAAACUUUUGGUCAGUCCUACUCAAACGCACUGAAGGAAAGUAUCUGCUGAGGAUGUAAAAGCUGCUCUAGAUAGUCUGAUAUCAAGACUAUAGGUGGAUCCUAUUAAUACUAAGCUAUAUUUUAAAGAUAAGCAUGAGAGGAGGAGCAAGCAGGAAAAACAUACUUAAAACCUUUAAAUGUAUUGUCAUGAAACAGAAAAAUUGUUAAAUGCUGAAGUUCAUAUUGAAGACAAAGAGAAAAGGAGUUCUGAGAACUAGGAUUUCUUGUGGUUGUUGAGGAAAAAAAAGGAGAAAAAAACUUGCAAUUUCUUAUAAUGUAAAAUUUUUGAGCAGAGUUGAACUGUAGCUAAAGGCAGAAGCUCAAAGAUUAAUUGGGUGUCCAAUGCAAAGGUAGUACUCUAUGCAAAAUAACCUUGGUUGAAAGUACUAAUGUAACAGAUCUCAAUGUUCAAAUGUCCAAAAAUCUUUCAUCUUCAUCUUAUCUGCUCAAACAAUUUACUGUGUUGAGAUUCUGACAUAGGGUAGACCUACAAUAUGUGUACAGGACUGAAAGUAAGAUGACUGUGUUUAUAGAAAAAAAGGGAAGAGGAGAGGUACAAAUUAUGAUUUUUAGACCAUAAUAUUCAGGUGUUCAAGUGUUGCAAGAUAAACAAUACCAAUUUUGGAAUCCACAUUGUAAAAGCACAUUUGUAUAAUUUGAAAUAGUAUAGAGUGAGAUAAUACUAAGUAGAAAAGAGAAUUUCUUUUAUCUAGAAAUAAAGCCAUUAUUGGUUAACAAAGAAGACUGUUGCCCCAUAAACUAUCAAAAACUCCAUAACUUACCUUUAAGUCAAGACAUUUUCAUACCAAAGUAUUUAAAUUGGUAUGUUCUAGUAAGCAUGAUAACUUGUUCUUCAUGAAAUUUCAAAUAAAUGUAUUAUCCCAAGUAAAUGUAUUUCCUUUCUCUUGAAUAAUGUAUGGAGAGAAGGAAAACUCUUCCUCUGGCAAACUAAUCAUCUUAAUCUUGUGACACUGAUUAAUUAAAUUGAUAUAAUUUCCUGAUCUUCCAUAAUGUUUUUCCCCUUAAUACAUUAACUGUAUAAUGAAAACUUCAAUGCCAAACUCAAAUUCUCUCUGGUGUUACAUUUUCCCCUCUUUAGUGACAAUAUCACAGUGAUUAAGUUCAUCAAUGUUGGGAAAAUAUGUGAAAAGUAAACAUUAUGUUGAAGUUAAAAUAUACUUUAAACUAUUUUAAUAAUAUAAAAUAAUAGGACCAAUGUCUACAUCUUUCAAUAAAGUAUCUUCUCCAUCAACCAACAUUAACAAGCAAAGUGACAUGGAGUUGUAAGAAACACACCCAGCUGGGAUUUAAAAAUCUGGUUUCUGGUCUUGAUUUUGUCUCUGACCAUCACUUUGCAUGUGUCACCUAUGCUCAAUUUCCCCCAGUUUUCUUUUCUCGUAGGAUAAAAAUGGUUACAUAUACCUAGCCUUCUAAUGAGAUGCUGGGAUGAUCAAGCUGUUACUAUGAAAGACAAUGAAAGCACAUUUUCAAAUAUAGUCUCGUGUACCUAAGCAAGGAAUAAUUAUUAUGCAGCUUUUUAUUUCUCAAAUUUUAUAUGUGAAAAAGCAUCCUCUACAGCAAUAGCAAGAACUGACAAGAAUAAAGCAGUAUAUUAGUUCCCAAACUAAUUUUUUCCUUAAAAUAAACUUUCAUUUAGCCUGGGAAAAAAGUGAAGAACUGAUGAAAAUUAUAUUUAAAUUGGGUUAUCAAAAGU
Messenger RNA from Talpa occidentalis (Iberian mole), 17204 nucleotides. It is a transcript of the gene PCLO, whose product is annotated as piccolo presynaptic cytomatrix protein. The record is from RefSeq and is a predicted model, not a curated record. Gene Ontology annotation, cellular component: cytoskeleton of presynaptic active zone; GABA-ergic synapse; membrane. Lineage: Eukaryota; Metazoa; Chordata; Mammalia; Eulipotyphla; Talpidae. Gene Ontology annotation, molecular function: metal ion binding; protein binding; structural constituent of presynaptic active zone. Gene Ontology annotation, biological process: protein localization to synapse; presynaptic active zone assembly.